Messenger RNA from Harpegnathos saltator (Jerdon's jumping ant), 1731 nucleotides. RefSeq names its product pre-mRNA-splicing factor RBM22. The record is from RefSeq and is a predicted model, not a curated record. The transcript is spliced from 3 exons. Bases 103 to 1350 code for a protein of 415 amino acids. NCBI's taxonomy places the organism in Eukaryota, Metazoa, Arthropoda, Insecta, Hymenoptera, Formicidae. Gene Ontology annotation, molecular function: pre-mRNA binding; metal ion binding; U6 snRNA binding. Gene Ontology annotation, cellular component: Prp19 complex; U2-type catalytic step 1 spliceosome; U2-type catalytic step 2 spliceosome.
UUCUCACUUCUCAGGCCGUCUCUCUGACAACUCGUUGUGCAAAUGGUGGAUGUAUAUUAUGUUAAUUCCUUUCUAUAAAUUUAAGUUGUGAAUUAGUAUACAAUGGCCACGUCGAAAACUACAAACACAUAUAAUAGACAGAAUUGGGAGGAUGCGGAAUUCCCGAUACUUUGCCAAACAUGCUUAGGUGACAAUCCGUACAUCCGUAUGACAAAGGAGAGAUACGGCAAAGAGUGCAAGAUAUGCAUGCGACCGUUCACUGUCUUCAGAUGGUGUCCAGGUGCUAGGAUGCGAUUCAAGAAGACCGAGGUCUGCCAGACAUGUAGUCGACUGAAAAACGUUUGUCAGACAUGCUUGUUGGAUUUGGAGUACGGUCUUCCUAUUCAAGUACGCGACGCUGCGCUGAAGAUCAAAGACGAUUUGCCGCGUUCCGAUGUAAAUAAGGAGUACUAUGUGCAAAACAUCGACAACGAGAUCGGGAAGAUCGAUCCGACAUCACCGGCGGGCGCCGUCGGCAAGUCUGCCGCGGCUAGCGACUUGCUGAUGAAGCUGGCCAGGACCAGUCCGUACUAUAAGAGAAACAGACCACACAUAUGUUCCUUCUGGGUGAAGGGUGAAUGCAAGAGAGGCGAGGAGUGCCCUUAUCGGCACGAAAAACCGACGGACCCCGACGACCCAUUGGCCGAUCAGAACAUAAAGGACCGUUACUACGGCGUGAACGAUCCGGUGGCGGACAAGCUGAUGCGACGAGCCGCGGCCAUGCCCAAGCUCGACCCGCCCGAGGACAAGUCCAUCACGACUCUAUACAUCGGCAACCUGGGCGACGUGCUGACGGAGAAGCAACUGCGCGACCACUUCUACCAGUACGGCGAGAUCCGCUCAGUGACUAUGGUGCCGCGCCAGCAGUGUGCCUUUAUCCAAUAUACGCAGAGAACCGCCGCCGAGGCAGCGGCCGAGAGGACGUUCAACAAGUUGAUACUGGGCGGCAGACGGCUCACCAUCAAGUGGGGCCGCUCCCAAGGCAGGCAGACCGUGUCUGCCGCGGAGGCGACGCGGGAGAUCCUGGAGCCUGUGCCAGGAUUGCCAGGUGCGCUACCACCGCCGCCGGAGGGCGUGGCCAACAAUUUCUUCAACCUGCAGACCACCACCGGUAUGAUGCCGCCGCCGAUGAUGAUCCCACCACCACCGGUUGCUCCGCAGUUCAUGUUCCCGCCGCAAAUGGCGGCGGCAGCCGCCGCUGCCGCGACGCCUAUCUUCCCCCCAGGAACGACUCCCAUACACUACCCAAGCCAGGAUCCAUCCAGAAUGGGCGCCUCACAGGGCAUAGGCAAGCCUUGGCCGGAAGAGUAGUAGCGACACUAGCCGCCUUGAGUUUUCAUUGCUGUAACUGUAACGGCAACCUGGCCAAGAGAGAAAUAUAUACGAGUAUGCUUUUAAGACAUCUUGAUGUCGUGUCGUCGCGAACAUGCAUCGUCAUCGGUUUCUCCUCGGUCGUGAUUCCAGGUCGUGAUCGACCAGUCGAGAUCGAUGCGCGCGGUUGAGAUUGACGUCGAGCCUCGUGAAUGAUGCAAGCUGAAUUCAAAUGUACGUGCCGCGUCGGGCAGCAUGUCGAGUGUUGUGCCCUUCGUAGGUAUGACGAUAUCGAUUUCCAGCCCGGACGAAGCGAGCCGAAGCGGCUCACACUGUGCCGCGGUGUCGUUCAAGAUGACGGCCAAAAUGUGGCAGGACAAC